Molecule: messenger RNA, 1285 nt
Organism: Sinocyclocheilus grahami
Lineage: Eukaryota; Metazoa; Chordata; Actinopteri; Cypriniformes; Cyprinidae
Product: TSC22 domain family protein 4-like
Exons: 3
Coding region: 246-1088 (280 amino acids)
Biological process (GO): regulation of transcription by RNA polymerase II
Source: RefSeq, a predicted model, not a curated record
UGGUUUAAGUUUUUCAUCCAACAUUUAGAUGUUAGACAACCGCUGAUGACGGACAGCGGCGUCUAAGAAUGACUGUUCGUCCUGCGCCACAGUAAAUCUCGCUCUUGUUCUGCUGAUGCGAGUGUUUAGUUUUGGUGAAUGAGUCAGAUCCUGCCCGGAUGUUUCUGAACUGGGUCGGAGGAAACAAUUACACAAUGACUCUUCCUGAUGGCGCGUGAAGUCAACUACGAUUGUGCUUCCUCUCCAUGUGUUUGCGUGUGAUCUGCACCAUGUUUGUCAACGUACGCAAGAUGGUGUCCAUUUUCGAAAGCAAAAAACAGCCUCGUCCUCUGUCACUCCCUCCGUGUGAACAAACACAGAGAGAGAACGAGAAAACAAGCCUGACCUCGGAGCCCCGCCCCUCCUCGCUGAGCCCCGCCCCCUCAGCUGUGGUUCAUAGGCCACGCCCCCACGCAGGAGAACGAGUGCGAGACGCCGGAGGAGUUCGAAGGGUUCGGGAUUCUUGGCCGACGGGGAAGAUCGAUUACUAUCCGAGGGCCAGUCGCUUGGCGGUUUCCAUGGAAACCAAAGAGCCAAUCAGCAGCAAGCACUCGCCACGUGUACCAUCCAAAAACACAAUUUCUGGCCUCGGAACAUCGUCCAUGCCAAAACAAGAGCAAAUGUGUUCAUCCAAACCCAGCUUCUCAUGCACAGAAACACACAUAGCUCCACCUGCUGGUCAGAUCCCAGAAAAUAAUCCCGGAUCGUCCUGCGUUAGCGAUCGGAAAUGUCAGAAUCCCGUUUGGAGUUCAUUGUCUUCCUCUGUGAGAGCAGAAAGGGGCGGGGCUAAUACUCACACACGGAAGCCACUCCCCUCUGACUCCACCCUCCUUUCCCUCCUGCUGUUCUUCCACAGCGGAACUAACAGCAGCAUGAUCGCCAUCGACAACAAGAUAGAGCAAGCCAUGGACCUGGUGAAGUCUCACCUGAUGCUGGCGGUUCGAGAGGAGGUGGAGGUGAUGAGAGAGCAGAUCAAAGAGCUGUCGGAGAGAAACGCUGAGCUGGAGAGAGAAAACUACAUCCUGCGAGCGCUCCGGGACAGAGACUGAGACAAGUGCAUCAUGGGAGAUGUAGUUCAGCGUGAAAAGGGAUGGUUAAACGUGUGCAGUAUUGAGCGAUGAGUGCCUUAAAACGCAGUAACAACUAAUCAAGAAAUUAUUCAAUAAUGUUGAUGACGCCCUAAACAGUGCCUAUAUUUAUUACUGUCAGUGUGUGUGUGUGAGAGAGAGAGAGAGCGUGUGUGUGA